Pseudonaja textilis is the source of this 612-nucleotide messenger RNA. Lineage: Eukaryota; Metazoa; Chordata; Lepidosauria; Squamata; Elapidae. The record is from RefSeq and is a predicted model, not a curated record.
AAAGUCGGUCUUCCGAAUCAUCCAUUGGAGCCAAUCCCCAGCUGCGUCAAGAACUGUAUUCCUUGCGGAUCAGCUAAGGACAGUGUAACAGCACAUCUGACUCUGGAUCCAAACACAGCUAGUCCCAACCUCUACGUAUCUCCUGAUUUGAAAAGUGUGAGAUGGAAAGACAUGCAACAGCAUGUGAAUGCCAGUCCUCUGAGAUUCGACGCUAUGUCUUGUGUCAUAAGCCAUCAGAGCUUCAAUUCUGGGAAGAUAUGCUGGGAGGUAGAGGUGGUGGAGGAAGGGGAGUGGUGGGGGGUGGGAAUUGUAAGGGAAACUUCAAAAAGAAACUCGCCGAUUCGUUACGAUAAUAAUGGGGGCUACUGGGGAAUCCAGGGAUAUGGGGGAUGGUAUGACGCGAUCACCCAUCCCAGAACGAAUUUAACAGUGUGCCAUCCUCUGAAAAGGAUCCGAGUUUCUCUGGAUUAUUCACAAGGCCUCAUAGCAUUCUUUGAUGGUGACACGAAUACUGAACUCUUCACUUUUCCUAAAGCAAAUUUUGCUAGAGAGAAGGUUCAUGCUUGGUUCUUGAUCGAUAAGUGGAAUGGACAGCUUCUCCUCCAUCCAUGA